AUGCCUAUACUUGAAUGUUUUUUUUUUUCAGCACAGCAGCCCAAUGCGCUAGUAAUUAGGUCACGAUUGCACUCAUACGUGACUGUGCGGCAACAUACCCGCAAGGCUAUCACUGAUCGGAACAUCGGCAUUGUCAUCAUCAUUACAACAAGGGAACGCCCGUGGGUUGACUGCAUUCUGCGAAGUUAAUUUAGAAACAUAGAUUUUCCUGUUAACGUUGCUUUAAUUUCACUGCGAAUUUGGCCGUCCUUUAUGUGGGCCGACUCGGAAACCACAGUUCAAGCAGAAAUGAAGCAGAGCCGCUGCCUAUUUGUUGUAAGCAUGUGACCUAUCAUUAUACACUUGAAAGGAAGACAAAGAAAACGUCCUUUAUCGACGGAAUCUUGAAGAAGCAUAUAUAGGGUAAUUGCUGCACAGUCUGGUAACGCUGUUCCUUCUACGUUAUAUAUUUCGGGCGCCUUCCACAAUACCCAGGAUGCUGUUCUGUGCUGAUAGCUUUCACGUGACCUUAUGUACCCAGCUUAUCAGUGUGCCGGUGCACUAGCAUGGCGGUUACGAUGAUCUAAGUGCAAGUAAUCUAUACGAUAGCUUCCUCACGUGGCGUCACGGACGCAGCUUAUCAUCAUGUCAGUGCACCAGACGCCAGUGGAAGCCAUCUAUCCUAUACUAUGUCAACUAUCCUAAGCCAUCUAUCUAGCUAUAUCCUCCAGGUGCGCAAUGUGGACGAUCUCUUCCAUGUUUGUUUUCGAAGCCAAUCAGAGAGAGCGUAGCCCCGCUGCGAGCCAACCAUAAAUGACAAGAUGGCGAAUUUGGUAACAUGGCGGAAUUUCAACACCAUGUAAAACAUUUCCUGGCUCUACUCGCUCGUGUGGUUUCCCCGAGAUUGCCAGUGCCUCACUUACAUCCAAGGGGUCGACCGUGAGCUAUUUCCUCUUCCGGCUGCAGUACGCUGUGAGCGGCAAUUCGAGAUACGGAAGACAACGAGCUCGAGCUGUUCGUUUGUGAUUCUCUUUUUGUAUGCGUGUUUGUUUUGACACUUGGAUAUAGGAAAGGAAGAAAAAAAGAACGAUCUAGAUCACGACCAAUGUGCAAACAGCCCAUCGAUCUCAUUUUCGCUUUGCCUCGGCAAUUAAGCGUUAGUUCAUGAGUUCUCCAACGCAUUCUCCGCACGGAUGUCGAUAGGCUGUCGAAGCAGAGAAUUUCCGUCACAGCCGUACUCGCUCUCCAUCUCUAAACAAAACGCUGCAGCUCGCGGCGUCAAGAGAAAGCGACCGACCGCUGGCCGCUGCGGCCACCCUUAUCCGGGCAUAAAAGAAAAACAGAAACGAAGCGAAAAGUUCUAAAUGGCGGUGGCCGAAGAAGCCGCCGCCGCAUCGGCCAAAAUACUUCCCGUUCAAUUCCUCUCGCUGUGCCGCUGCCUAGAAACGACGCUAGCGCCGCACGUACCCACCGAUUGCGUCCUCUUUCCUUUUACCUCCCCUCUCUCUCAACGCCAGGGCCGCGGUGUUACGUCAUAUUGGCGUCACCGGAAAACGUCACGCGGCGCGGCGCAUCGAGAAAGGUAUCCCAGCGCUCCCUGCGGCGCCAGCCGGUGGCUAAGGCCGCUAAGGGAGGGCGGCGCGGGCGAAAACGACAACGGCGCGGGGAGGACCCAGAGCCUGGACGGCGGCCGCUUGUUUUUCCUCUCCGCCGCGCUAUGUGAUCGUGUGCGCCGCGCUGCGUCGCGCCGGCAGUUUCGCCUCUCUUCAGCUGUUUGGGCGCUGCUCGCUGCUGAAUCGUUGCUACGCCGUUUGGUCGGCCGGCGCAAAAGCGCGCGUGUUAUCGGGUGCGUGUGUUGUUUGUGAGUGUCGUGCCGUGAUCGACGCGUGUCUGCCAACCGAGAUCGUCGCAGAAGGAGAAAAGGGGUGCGUUUUCGUGCAUGUGCGCGACGUCUGCGUCGUCGUAAGAGCGAAACACCGUGCUGGUGAAAAAAAGAAAAAAAGAAAGUGAGACAGUGAUUGACAGAACGCCGUCGGCGAGACGACGCUCGAACCUGCACCCUCAACAAACCGUCACGUCGCAGCUCUUCCACUUGAUCCGGAAUCGGAGACGCAAGUGAAAGCGACACACGCCACGGGACGCCCCGCUUCCCGUCUGUCAUCCUGUGUUUCGACGCGUCGGGCUAGUUCAGACGACGACAAGGAGGAGGCGUCGUUGGUAGGAGGGAAAGGUUUCCGAUCGGCGCUCUUCCACAUGCCGGCAGUUUCGGAACCCGUGUUCCUCGCUCUCCUCGCGGCGUCCGAGCCGCCCGGUGCUGGUGCGUGAUAGAAAGAAACCAGGCUCCCUGCUCCGAGGUCCCAACUUGACCGCCGGUCGGCAUGGCGACAGGGUCUUCGGUGGUCGCUGCCGAUCACUCAUCCGGCAGCGGCUACGUUUCCGUCUGGCUCCGGCCCCCCGAGCAACAGGCUGCUACCGGCCCCGCUGCGCGGGCUGCCCGAGCAGCCGGCGGCAAGUGGGCCCUGACCGCGACCCUGGGAACCGUAGCGCUCGCCUCGCUCCUUCCAGAAGUGGCGCGUUGCCUGGUGUCCAGUUGCGUUCCGCUGUGGGCAAUCCUGUGCGCGCACUACUGGUUCUGCCUCGCCACCCGCGGGACCUUCAAGGCCUCGGACGGCUUCGUGGUCGCCAUGUCCGGUAUCGUGGGCGACCUGUCGGCCGGAGGAGUGGCGGGACGUCUUCCGAGUCCCGCCGGACUCGUCGCUUCGACGGCGGUGUGGGCCGCGGUGUGUCUUUCGGCGUGCGCGGUGGCCGCGCCGCGAGCGUUGGGUGUCUUGCCGUCACUGGCGGCGUUGCGGCUCGUGGCCAUGGUGUCCCUCGUCGGUGGGUGGCCGUGUUGGGUGCGCGCCACCAUCGGUCACCUGUGCGGACUGUGCGGACUCCUGGCGGCUCGCUUCACCGAGGCGCAGCUCCGCGCGGGUCACGUGUCUUCGCUGGUGUCGCCCGACGGAAGGCUGCUGGCCGUGCGACGGCGUCGCACCGGCAGCUCGCCAGGACUGCAUGGACUCGGCUCCAAGGGACGCCGCACGUCGCUGCCAGUGCUGGGACAGCGUCAGCAGUACUACGGACCUGGGUACCAGAAUUUCAGAAGAGACAAAAAAAAUCGCACGUUCCUGGAUUCCGAAACCACUCGAAAUCAGUACUCUUCCGAGUAUCGAAGCGACAACUGUAUUCGACAGGGCUCCAGCUCGACCGUGGACGUCGCUCUGCUGGCGGAGGCACACGGCCUGGUGACGGACAUGCUGCUGGACCCGAACCUCCCGCCGCACGUGGUGAGCGGACUGCGCGCGCUGGCCACGCUCCUGUCGCCGCCGAGCCACGGGCCGCCCCAGCCGCGGCCCAGGCCCGGCGGCGCCUCGGUCUCGCUGGCCGACUUCAACUGCGGCUCGGACACGGAGGAGAUACCGUACACCGGAGAGAGACCGUCGGCGCUGCCCAAGAGGCUGCGCCGCAAUCUUCCUCCGGGCCUGCUCCGGCGCAUGUCGACGAGCACGUGGACGACGACAACCUCGGCGACGGGCAUGCCCACGCUGGAGCCAGAGCCCAGCCGAAAGAGGAGCACUAGUUUCAGGCACGCGGCAGCCGCCGCCGAGGGGUCCGCCGUCGCCCAGCACCAGGCAUUCCUGGCGAACCACGCAGCGGCGUCCGGCGGUUCGUCGGCUCGCGGCCCGGCGUCCAGCUCGUCGGCGCUGCAGCCGAAGGGCCGCUCGUUCUCGACGACGGCCAUCCCGUCGUCGGCGCUCUCCCGGCGCGGCGUGCGCGAACGCAAGACGGUGUGCAGCCUCCACCCGCUGAGCCUGGCCGCCGGGACGACGCCCGGCGCGGCGGCGGGCGAGGCCGCCGCCUCGGCGGACCAGCAGCAGCAGCAGGCCACGUUGCCUUCGGUGCGCCGGCUGCACACGUCCGACUACGACUCCAGCAACGACUCGCCCAGCGGGUCGGACACCAACGACCCGGCGAGCGGGCCCAACGUGCUGGAGGGUGCACUGAGGUCGCCGCAGCAGGCGACGGCCGCGGUGGCAACGGCGACAACGGCAGCGACGACGGCGGGACCCGUUCGGUGUGGACUCUGCGGGGCUCGGGUGGGCGCGACGCUAGCGGCAAGGCCCCGCGAGAGACGCCUCGAGGACGCCACUGGUGCCAAAGGGGACGAGGACUCGGGAUCGGGGAACGAGGGGGACGUCGACCGCGAAGAAGGGGGUGGCCUCUACGUGGGGGACACCCUCUUCCUGCCCGACGAAAUCGUCCGCGACCCACUGCUGGGCCGGAUAGCCGAGUGGGACUACCCUAUAUUUGAUCUCAACAGGCUAAAUCCGGACACCAUACUCAGCAAGAUGUGUUAUCGCGUAUUUUUAGAAGUUGGUCUGUUCGAUGCCUUCAAAAUCCCGGAGCCCGAGUUUCUCCAUUACUUCCACGCACUCGAGAGUGGUUAUAGAGAAAAACCAUAUCACAAUCGAAUGCACGCCGCGGACGUCCUCCACGGGGUGUACUACCUGACGUCGCAAGCCAUUCCUGGUUUUACACAAGUGGUGCCGGACACCACGGACUCACCACUACAUAAGACGGCCGGAAACUUCCUAGCAGAAGAAACUUAUGGCAUCAUGGGAGCCAACUUUCCGGCGCUAGAACUGAUGGCCCUCUAUACAGCAGCCGCAAUGCACGACUAUGACCAUCCUGGCAGAACGAACGCGUUUUUGGUCUCCACGUAUGCACCACAGGCCGUAUUGUACAACGACAGGUCGGUGCUGGAGAACUACCAUGCAGCAUCUGCAUGGACGUUAUUCCUGUCCGAGUCCAAUUUUAAUUUCCUCGUACACUUGGACAAGGCAGAGUUCAAGCGGUUUCGCUUCCUCGUCAUUGAGUGCAUUCUCGCCACCGAUCUCAAGAGGCAUUUCGAGAUCCUUGCCGAAUUUAAUGCUAAGGCAAAUGACACAGAUGCCCCGGGGAUCGAUUGGAACAACGAGACUGACCGGCUGCUGGUCAUGGAGAUGGCCAUCAAGUUGGCCGACAUCAACGGGCCUUGCAAGAGGCACGACAUCCACGUGCAGUGGACAUACAGGAUAGCCGAAGAAUUUUACGAGCAGGGCGACGAAGAGGCGACGCUGGGCAUGCAGGUAUCGCCGUUCAUGGACCGCUGCAACCCGCAGCUGGCGAAGCUGCAGGAGUCCUUCAUCAACCACCUGGUGGCUCCUCUGUGCAACGCAUACGGCGAAGCCGGCCUGCUGCCCGGCCACUGGGUCGAGGCGUCCGACAGUGAAGACGAAGGCGGCACUGACAAAACCGAUUCCCAAACCGGAAGAGAUACGGAAGAGGAAACGGAAGGGGAAACAUCUGCAAGCGAUGGUGGAGGUAUGCGAUUCUACAGUUUGAAGGCAAUAGCAUGGUGUGGUCGACCGUGGAAGAGGCCCAGUCAGCAGCUUCAGCCACGGAAGGUGAGCUGCCUCCAGACGCAGCACCUCCAGGACAACUACGAGCACUGGGUGAACAUCCUGAAAGAGGAGAACCGGCUCAAGGAGCAGCAACAACAGCAGCAGGGCGCUGCCGCCACCGCCGCGUCGUCAUCGACGUCUCCGAGGGCAGCCACGGCGCCCGCGGCCCAGGACGACCGCGCCGCCUCAGAGGACGACGAAGACGACGGGGACGACGGGGAGUCGGACGACUGCGAGGACGACGACGACGAGGACGACGACGCAGAGUCGCAAACGGGUGUCGUCGGGGCCGACGCGGUGGUGGUGGCGGCUGCGCCGUCGCCGCACCAGGACGAGAUGGAGACCAUCCAGGAGGUGGAGGAAGGCGCGCUCGGAGGCCAGGGCUCAACCAAGACGUCGCCAUGCUCAGGAAGCUGCUAGCAGUGCUGCGAGGACGCAGGGCGGUGCGAAGACGCUUGCUGCCGUCGACGACGCUGUUGUUUCUGGUGCGUCACACCCACGUCCACUUCCGCCGUCACCGCUGAGCGCAGGACCAGCGACGCCCGGUCGCGAACAACGGUCUAGCUUCCCCCCUUCAACCGAGGAAGGUUCUUCCUGGAAACAGACCGACCGCUGGGGCGCUCCGCCUGAGAUCAACUCCCCCCACCCAACCACCGCCGCCGAGAGGAUGGGCCCAGCGAGAAACAACAGCCUCUGGCGACAAUCAUCAUAUCAGGAGCAGGCCCUCGGUACACAGGACACACCACAGACAGACACACACGUCUUCGCCGGUCUCGCCCCGAAGGCUCGCGCAUGCUGGCAGAAAGGCGCCGGCUGUCGCUCCAUCCGCUUGGCGCCUGUGUUCUUGCAGCGCGUGACGUCACAGUAGUUGGAAGGGUUCCGCGAAGGUUCGUUCGCCUGGUCGCGGAUCGUGCGAAUGACACUGCAGUAACGAGCCGCGUCCUUGAGUGCCGGCUGUCGCUCCUGCCGCUUGGCGCCUACGCUCUUGCAGUGCGUGACGUCACAAUCGGCGUGACGUCUUAAUAGUUGGGGGUUUCGCGAAAGCUCGUGGGGUCGCGGAUUGCACGAAUGACGCAGAAGUGACGAGCCUCGUCCCGGAACGCCGGCUGUCGCUCCUUCCGCUUGGCGCCUGUGCUUGCGUAAUGUGUGACGUCAGCGUGAUGUCUCAAUCAGGCUGACGACCCACCAGUUCAAAGACUUUGCGAAAGUUUGUCUUUUCGCGGAUUGCGUGAAUGAUGCUGCAGUAAGCGGACGUGCCCUAGAAUUGCAAUUGACGCUUUGAAGCCGGCUCGGGUCAGAAGCGCGCAAAGGACUUUACACACGCAGUCCUUAUGGUUGCGAGAUUUAGACAUCACCUUCCAGGGGAUGUUUUUGAGCUUGUUCUUGUUCCUUGCUCUUGUGAGCCAGACAAAAGUUUCCUGCUCCAGGCGACCCUUCUUGUGCUUGUUUUAGAACGGCAUAUAUGUCGCCCUCUGUCACUCCAUUUGCAUUUCAGGGCACGGCCAGUAUCUGCCAUUAUUUCUUCACUCACGCCAACUUUUCAGACGUCCACGCAGCUGUAUUUCCAAGAGAUGCCGCGCAGGGUGUCCCGAAGAGAUUGAACUUGGCGCAAUUAUUCUGAGCGAAGUCGCACGAUAUUCCCCAAGGAUCCAGGAUCCAUCUGCGUACUCGUCACAGUGCGCGAGAGUGGAUGCCAGUUCGGACAACGUUCUUCGUGCGGCUCAUCAUUGAAGCUUUCGUACCGGAUGGAGCCGCCAGAUGUCUCCGUAGCGCCACUGGCAUUCGGGCGUCAGCGCUCGGACCAGCACGCUUACUUCGCGACCCGGAGCACCUUUCGAUAGAGUUACUCCAUAUACAGUAACUCCACCAGUCGGCAACUGGAGGCGGCAUCUAUCGGCGGUUUGCAGAAAGAGUGACAGUCGGCGCCUUUCCCGAAGCCUUCCUAGGACCAAAUGGCGCCUGGUGUGAAAACCAGUGCUCUGUACUGAACAGCUUUUGUUUUCUUUGCCGACGUGUCUUCUUACGUUCCUGUUUUCUUCCUCGGCAACGAGCUUGGCGAGCAAACACUUCUUCCACUGGUCGGCAGGCGCUUGAACAUUACGCAGGCGGGCAUCAUCGGUGGCUGCCAGACUUUUUUUUUUCUCCCUCUCAUAACCGAAAGGCGAGCCCACCACUUUAGCAUUGCGGUACCCCACUGUGGCAGAGACGAUUGUGAAAACAAUGCGAGAGCGUCGUCACCCGUCACCCUCGCUGAGGGUGCCACGUGUGAAACGUAGAAAUCGAUAUUUAAAGCAGGCCGGGGGCAAUGCGGACCCGGCACGGCGACUGGCACGGACUGGAGACCACUGCGCAUCUGCUAAAGGAAUCCUCGGAGGCUGCUCUCUCAGAAAGAAAAGGCACAUAUUGAACAAAAUCUGCACAUUUCGUAUAAGCUUAAUUAUUGUGUUAAAUAACAUAUGAGGUUACCAAAUUUCGCUGAAGUAUAGGGUUUAACGUUUCGCAACUAGACACUGAGUUACAAGGGACGUCCUACAGUGGGGGGCUUCGGGUUAAUUUUGGCCACGUGGGAUCUUUUGACAAGCAUAAUGCAUUGAUAUCAUAUCACAUGCAUACACAUCUGCAUGCGAUCACGUUACUGUGGGUUACCGCACCCCAAUGAAAUAUCCCGUAUGCCGCAUAUAUCCUGCAUCCAUAAUCCUAUAUGAUCCGGUAUGAAAAUCUGUAUGAACCAAUAUAAACCCAUAUGGUCGUAUAGUUUUAUGGUACAGAACAUAUGGAUAUUCCUUUAUUAGGGCACAUUUGCGACAUAUAUCAGUCUUUUAUUUUUCUGGGGCUUUAAGAGCAGAUCCUUGAGCUCGUAUAAUUUUCCCAUUGAUUUUUAGCCCUUUGGCUAGGAGAUGUAGUAAUUGGUGUUCAGGAUAAAUUUUAGUCGUAUGGGAUUAACUUGCGCAAAUUUAAUUUUAACAACGGAAGUCAUUUUGCAUUCCACCGAUAUAGCAAUGCGGCCAUUGGAACUGGGAAUCGCACCUCAUGACCUCGUGCGUGGUAGCACAGCGCCGUAGCCAAUGGGCUGCCGGGGCGGGUCUAUGUCGCCUGUCGUGCUGUUGCAGGGCCACUGGUCUUGCAACAUAGAAAUAAGGAAUUACUCGGCUUGAAGGUACACCUUGUAGUUUUCAGUUCUCAAUGCGUGGACCGUUUUUUUGACGGGGACAUUACGUGCCCACGAAACUUAUUUUCAAGGUAUCAAUAGGAGCUGUGUGCAACCCGCGUCGGAAGCGGUCGAUUUAGCAGGAGGUCGUACUGCCUUUUCAGUGUCUCAGAGAACCGAGUUUUAUGAUUUAGCUUAAAUGGCAUCGGCGCGUCGUAAUGACCCGCCGUGUGUGUGUUCACACAGUAGGUGAGGAGGGGCGGAAAGAGGGUACUGCCGUUCCGCCAAUGAGUCCGGCUUUUGCGUCACAGAGCGCAGUGUUUUAUAUCGACCACCUCCUCUAUAAUUUGUUCGCUGCCUUUAUUUCACCCACCGCUCGUAGCUUACCGAGGCUUAGGACGCCAGGAUCUGCUAGUCAGUGCAAUGCGUAGUAUAUAAACGCGCCGACUUACGCGCUCAUUUCUGUGUUGUGCUAGGAAUCCUUUGAAGUGUGAACAUUGGGGAAUCGCAUCGGUUUUGUCUGCUGGUAGGCAAAACUAUCUGACGAGUGUUCUCGUUUCCGUUCUCGUUCUCUGUUUCGGAGUUUGGCAAUGUAUGUUCGUAUCCACGUGACAACUAGGCAACAAGGUGCAGGUAUGCACCAGCAUGUUUUGUUAUUCGUACUUUCAUCACAGCAUAAAUCAAAAGCUGUUUGGCUGUCGUCAUUCUUGAGCGUCGCUUACAGUAUAUUGCGGGUUUAUUCUAGUCUAUCACUACGCUACCUCUUGUUUCACGAAGGCAGCUCUGCCCUCGUUACGACUAUUUUGUUUGUUUGUUUAUGCUUGCCCCAGUCUUGUCAGAGGUCAUCAGUUUGUUGAUAGCAACAGAAGAUUUCUCGUGUUUUUGUUUUUUUUAACUGGGAUUGCUUCUUUAAGUUCUAUUAUACUCGGUAGACGAAUUAUGAAAGAGCUACCUACUCUUUUUAACAAUUCUUAUUUAGUGUACACACAUACACGGACAACAAUAACUGUACACUUUCGUCGAAUUCAACGAUGUGUCAAGCGAUGUCGUAUCUACUUGUCUGCAUUUGCUAAUUUGUUUAGUUUUCUCAUACCCUGAUCGUGUAAUGAAUCUAGAGGAAGUGGCAUAGAGCUAAACCUUAAUGUCAUCUAAUUUUGUUUUCUGCAACAAGUACAGAUGAGUAAAUAGAACUUGAAUAAAUGCUCGUUGAUUUUCUUACAUAAAUACUAGCAAUGACUGAGCUGCUACUUUACUUUGUAGUGGGACUCACUGCAAUGUGGAUAAAAAUUGCGCAGACCGUUUUCCUUAUCGCUGCCAUUUGGGUUCGGGUUUUUCUAUCAACUAAUUUUAACACACAAUCCUUGGUACAAUCCCCUUAUGGUGAUCAUAUCCCCCAAAAGUGUGUAGAUGGUGGUAGUAGUGUGGUUGCUAGCUGUCCCGAAUUUACCACGAUUAAUGGAACGUUGGUGAAAAUUAAUUGACAAUAAUGACUUAGAUUAUCACUCACCACAGAGCCUGCCCUAGCAAUUACGCUAUUCGUUGGAGUUUACUAAACCACUGUUCCUACUGGGGAAAUUACCAUCAGCUUGGAGGCGUCACUUAUUGUGUUUUUAAGCAAAGGAAAAUUGGCAGCCUUUCAUUGCAUAAAACAUCGACCACGUUGGAGAUUUUCACAGAAUUCAUUUGCUUUGUGUUGCCAUACCCAUGUAAACUUUUUUCAUUGUAAGAUUACUCAGCUCGCUUUUUCUACUUGCUGUUAAGGGUUUUAGAUGAUAGAUCCCAUGAUUCUCAUACUGUAACCCAUUGUUUGUGAAACGUUGUGUAUCUAAAGCUAAAAAAAAUUACGUUGUUGGUAUUCUUUCUAUUGUGUCUGAAGUAGUCAAUUUUUUUAUUUUUUUUUUUGCCUUUUGGUACGCUUCAGUAUUGCAAUCGCUCCAUUGAGACAUUUGUUUAAGUACAAACAUUCAUCUAUAUUCUUUAUAACUAAGGAUGCAUGCGUUCAGCAUUUUUUAAUGGCUCGUGGAAUGUAAACAAUGCAUUGGAGUGUUCCACAAUCAGGGCCAAUUAGAAUAAGCUCUUAACCAUUUACACAUACUUCAUUUUACAACACGCGUGCGUUAUGAAGGGUUCGGGGCAUUACGUGCGGUACAGGUGUGUUCUUGUUCCGCGGCACUCAUGUGAGAGUCAUCUUGUUUGGCCAAGCGAAUAGUUAGUCCCUCCUAACGAAAAUCAUUGCACUUUCGUUUACUUCUGGAGCCAGUCUUUAAGCGUCAUUUCGAGGCGCGAUUUUAUAGAGUCCAGUGCGCUUAAGUGGUUUCACCUUAUUGUUCUGCUUUCCUCUCGUUAAUAAUUCUGUCACGUGUCGUGAGGCAGAUUCUGAAAGUGCUCUUUGUAGUGCUCAUUUCGACAAGCACUUUUAUGACCUUCAGUGCGCUCAACUGCUUUCACUUUCUGGUUCCGUUUCCCGGUUGUUAGCAAUGCUAUCACGAGUCGUGAGCCAGGUACCAUAAAUGCCAUUUGCAUGCUGCAAACACUUUUGCUUCUGACCCGUCACGAUUUGCAGUCAUUUACACAACAGAAAAUGUACCACCUGUUGAGUGAACGAACGUGUGGCGAGUGUUUGGUUAAUGGUUCGAGGCAUCGAAAGGUUUACCGUCAACGUUAGGGUAUAGGUGCCGCGUAAGGACACACUCUACACUCUUGAGAAUUUUGAUGACCCAGCAAGGACGGUGAGCAACUGUAGACCCACAUUUUAGCAGACGCUUCCAUUUACGUUCAUACCAGAAGUGCAUCGCGCAGCGCUUAACCAGAUCAGCACAGCUAAUCAAGCAUCGACAUAACGAAGCGAUAACGGAUAUAACGAAGCAUCGGAUAUAACGAAGUCCACUAAAAAUUUUCUGGCUGCUACUAGCGCGUAAUGAAUAUAUGCCUAUAACUAAUAUCGCAUAUAAAAACGGAAUUUUCGCGUCAGAUGCAACUUCAUUAUGACGAGGUUCUAACGUAUUCAGUUUUUCUAACUUUCUGCAAUACAAAAAUCUAAAUGCCGGUCCCCUCCGGUAGUUCAUUUGUACAAGUACAAAAGCUGGACCUAUAGUAUUAGCACGAAACAAUCGACCAUUCAUCCCUCCUUCGCCGACAAUCUCCGGCGCUAGUUGAUUGGUUCGACUGUCACAGGCGGCGUUGCAGUCCGCACAUUGCCAGACGUUGAUCUCAAAGCUCCACACUGGUUUUUUUAUACAUGAGAGGUCUACGGAGUUCGCAGCUGGUGUGGUUUCGUAGCUAUGUAUUGUCAGCUAUAGUUACAGCAAAGCGUUCUCGUAAUGUUCUAGUGCUCUGCCACAUCAACUGAAAUCAUGCUGCUUGUUGAUGGUUUUGGGAGACCCCAGGUGCCGCUCGAGGGAUCCAAAUUAUUUUUCGUCCUUUUAUGUCGUUUGCAACUAGUUGAUUUUACGGCGCCUGCUUUCCGCGGAAGCACACUAAGCCAGAAUGCUAUCCUAGACGUUCCUUGCAGCUAUGCUCACACUCCUGCCGUGUUGAAUGAUUGUUGCCCCCUCCCCCAUCUUUUACUGAGCAAUUAAUCACUACAUACUCGCAUAGUGGUUGCGCGAUAGUGGUGAUCCAACACAUUAAGUUUUCUUUGUUGAGGAGAGCGUGUUAUAAUGCGUUUCAAGGUUUACUAUGGCUUUGCUGUGGCCAGAUAUGUUUUGUCAGCGCCUUUGCUCUGCUGUUAAUUUUUUUUUGUCAUUGUUACCUCUCUGCAGCCGUUUUUCCAAGUGUGUCUUUGGCGUACAGGGUCCCUGCGUCUUUCGUUUUAUGGUGAUAUAAUAGGAUUCAGAUAUACUAGGAUAGUAAACGAGAUAAAUGAGCAGCCAGUGCAAAGAGAGGGAGCUGCGGUAUACAUAUACGAUAAAACAUAGCACCGCGCAAGAACGUAAGCACUUUUGUGACAUACUUUUUUUUUUCUUCUUCGUUCCUUGUCCAUACUGCGUCGUGAAGCAGGAAGUGCACACUUCGGACCAGGAACUGUGGUGGCGUUGCUUGCUCGCUGAGUUGACAGACAUCUUACCAACAGGCUUCAAUAUGCAGGCAAAAUAGGGAGCUUUAGCGACCCUCAAUUUCUGUUCUAGCAAAUGGUGGCCGCGGUGACGAGCUCUGUGCGAUACCAGUGCUACUGCACACGGCAAGAAAUGCCUUGAAGCUCCUUGCGCAUGACCCGUUGUGGCAAGCCUGCAUACCUUGCUCUAUCCAAGCCUGUAAUUCACAGUGAUGCUAACUCUGUGUAUCUUUAGUGUGUAAGCCUAGGAUUUUUGCCUGUUAGUUUUGUGAGCCCGGAGAAUAAGAAAUUCGUCUUUGUUAUGCGUCAUAAGCUCAGUGAUGCUGCUUAGUCUUAACGUGUGUGUGCAUGUGUCGUGGGACAUGAUAAAAUAGGAACUCAAAGUCUGAUCACUUUCAUUCGACAAAAAAAUAACGUCGUAGACAUUACCGUUGCCAGCGUAAGCAUUAGAGCAACCCGAUAGGCGCCUUUGUUGUUUUGUGCUGCAACCAUGUCGAUGCCAAAUUUUUCUCUAUUGAAUCUACCUCUACCUUUCGAGUUGUCACAUAAUUCACUUCCGUAAGCGUUGUUUGAUAUUCGUGUCAUUUAAGGUUAGCUAAAUCUGUUGAGACGUGAUGCCCAUGGAGCGACCAGUUUUAUGAGGAAAGCAAAGGUAAAGAGUUUACAAAUUUGCUUCUACAAACAUUACGAUUGGCAUUCUAAGUAUCAUACUUUACACCGGUGGUUGGCAACACUGGUAGUGGUGAACGUGCGCAGUUGUCUCACGUCAAUACAUUUUCAUUAUCUUUCGCAUUCAAGACUCUGAGGCGCCGUGCGACACUACGAACCAAGCGAACGCUUGCUAUCGUGUCCAUGUUGAUUAUCGUCGAGCUUGAAUUAAGUUUGCAUGCACAGCUCGAUCUGCCCUAUCAUAUGGCGCAAACCGAAUCGCAAAUCGAAGUUGUAAAGCGAAAAUAUUACAGUGUUUCAGCCUGUCCGUAAACGUAUCACAGCUUACGCAGUACCGGAACAAUGCAGGCGUCCGCAGUAACGCAGGUGGCGCCAAAUCGUGACGCUGGCGUGAGAUAGAGCACAGAAAACCAUAACUGGAUGGUACGGCCAGGUUCUACCUAUCUGCUAGCGCAAGGUGUAGGCACCAACGAUAUUUAGUGCGCAGUGAAUUUCUUUGCCCUUUUAGUGGCACGACCAUCGAGUGACACUCUUGUUUCUCGCGCAGCACUUCCGGUUCUCCUGAGACGGCCGGGGUUGAAAUUCAGAGUAAAUGAGAAAAAAAAAUAAAAAUAGUACACUACAAAUUCAUGGGUCUUUCAAUAUAGAUAUGAUAUAAGCCCAUAUGUUUCAUUACAAGUUAAGUUACUGAAGUGUCUGGAAUAAUUAUAAUUAAUUACUCAUCGCUGAUUACCGCUCACCAAAGCACAUAAGUGUAGACUUUGGAGACCUGGCACAUGAGAACGACAUUCCGAAAUUCCUGGAAACCCAGAAGUAUAAAGCGCAAGUAAUGACGUCACACACAAGGUGGCAUGAUAUUUAACCGCCUAAUUAAGGGAAGACGGUUUCCUCGCAUUGACUGAACAUCUGCCUAGCAGAGCGGAUGUGACCUCACUCCCUCCUCUCUCGCUUCUCUUCUCCCGGCGGGCACCUGCUCGCUUGCUCGCAACUGCGCGCUCGCGCUCUUUACAUGCUCUGACGUCAGCACCGGAGAGGGCGCGUAAGGUGCACUUCGUGCGCCGCUCGCUAGGGGGCUACGCCCCGCCAGAUGGCGGACGCUGUGCUUCCUUCUCGCCCUCCCUCCCUCCUCGCCCGCAUAUCGUGCCAGGGAAAAGACGUUCGCUCGCUUAACCUGAAGAACACCAACGCCGAGGUGCGAGGGCCACUAAGAGACACUUAAGUCAAAGAUUAGGGUCGCCUACCGUUUUGCAUCUGCGAGAACAUUAACAGGACAUAAAAUCCUUUGUAACGCGUUGUUUUAGAAGAGAAUGUGCGAACAUUGCGCGCGCUUCUCAUCGAUCAUCAUCAUCUGUAAUGUAUCUAUGUAUCCGGUGUUCCGGUAUUGUUGACCUAUAGUGCGCGUUAGGACAGCUAAAACUCUCUUUUGGAGAGUUUUAGCAUAGCAGUAACGGGUUAGCGUAGACGUACGAAUGUCGGAAAUAGAGGAGGACUUCAGCAGCAGCACCGAUGUCGACAUAUUACAACACAGUGGUCGACUGUAACAUGCUAGAAUCAUUCUUAUGAUUGGCUCUUCUAUUCGAAAAUCGGCAGGAUUCCUUUGUGGUUGUUAUGUCGUUGCCUGCACGCUAGUGCCAGAAGACAGGUGAAAAACAAUCGUUCAUUGAAAUGAAACUUCUGCGCGCAUUGGUUAAGCACUGCGGUUUCGCAACAUUUCGUCAACAACGCCGUGUCUACGUCUUCGGGUACACGUUCUUGCUGAUGUGUCUAUGUUACGCGUACGCUGCGCACCGCAAUACGUAUGUGAGUAAGUAGUGGCUCCAUAUUUUGACGCCGUGUUCAACCAGCGUGUUAUAAACGUUCCUCCGCUCCAGUUCGCUGCAAUACUCUGUUGUCCAAAAAAAAACAUCAGGAACCUAAUAAUAAGAUUAACCUCGUGGCGGUUUUGUCGCCGCCGACACGUUUACGCCACCAUACAAUCUGUAAACACUCCCACCCAUUCGAACAAGAGUUCUUCUUGCUCUCGUCAUGCAAAACGUCACAAGAGGCCGCCACCAUCACUGCUGCUCGCGACCACAUCCUCUGGUAUUUCGCCGCACUACGUCUAGUACGUCUCCUUCAUAGCUUGAGCAUCGCAUACGAAAAAGGCCUGCGUUCAUCGUGAAAAAGGGGCGUAUAAAAUGUACGUUGCGCAACGUGUGAAAGUGCACUGGUGGCCCCUGUCACGUCACGCACGCGAUCCUGUUCGCGUACCCAAACUGAAGCUGCCUAUUUUCUAUGAUAUGGCCUCAGAGAGCGGCGUCGGUGGGUGUAAGGGUGCGAGUGAGCACACAGCGUUGCCGGUCGAGCGCGGGAUCACUAAGCCUAACGCGAUACAAGGAAGCAUUGCUUUCGCGCUGUUAUCGGUGAUACGCCAUCUGUUUGUCCCAGCUGCAGACGGGAGUCGUACGCUGCCCGCAUCCGCUUUUCGCCAGUGCUGUGGUGACUGUGGUGUGGCGUUCGAGCAGGCCGUUUCGGUCCACGCGUCCUGUAGCCACCCUCGUGGCAAAGUUCGAGCGUUGUGUUCGGCGAGGUCACCGCUAUCGCAUUCCGCCGCGCGCGCGUCUGUUCGUGUAAGUGAUACGCAUGCGCAGUUGUCGCGUUGACGUGACGGUCGUCCAAGGCAAAAUGAAAGGAUCGCUGAAAUUAACGUCUUACGAUAGCAGCACCGCGCGCAUUGCGUUCUAAGAGCAGCCGAAGACUCGAGCUACAAUAACAUUUACGGUGCCGAGACGCCCCAGAAUGACAAAUAUUUCCUGACGUCACACCGACGUGCCGGCUUUGUUGGGCACAAAAAUUUCAAACCGAGAAGUUCGGCCUUCGUUUUCUCCACUCGUAAUCAAUUUUCUUCCCCAAAAAAUGAAUGAACUUCAGUUCUGAAAGAAUGCUCUACCGGUCUAUAAACCGAUUCCCUGUUGCUGUUUGGGCUCAAUUUAAUAUUCGCAACUCAUGUAGCGCGCCGCAGUCGAACCCCUAUAUUUCUUUCUCUUAAAGUACAUUUCUUUUAAACUGCGACGUACACCACCACUUGUGUUUGCACCAGGCAUUUCAACAAACCGAAACACUUCUCAGCCCGUUUUUUUUUCUCUAGUGUUCCCGCUGCCUUUCACCAUAUACAGCGUAGGAACUAUGUCAAGUUAGGGCGGUUUAUGUACAGUUGUACUAGACGAUGUUUUUUUUAUUGCACAUAACAAGCACAAAUACACUACAUAUGACUAAUUCAUUAGUGACAUCAACGGGAGGCAUUUGGAGACGUAGUAAUAUGCAAUUAGCCAUUAUAGUCCGGGAUUCUAGUCUUAAAAGAACUGAAGUGAGGCAUAAAAAUCGUAUGCGGACCAUGAGCAUUUGCUGAAGAGACAUUAAAGACAUGUAGAUUGCGUACCAUCGUGUUAACACCGUCAGAGCUUAAGUUAUGGUCGCGCUGGCAUUUUAUGUUCCGUCGAGCGUGCGUCCGAACCCCGAAUCACGUGACGUUUCGGCACCGCAUGCACACUCUUAAACAUCUUGAGAGAGAAAAGUGAAAACGCGUAGCUAAAUCAAACUUAGGAGCCUCUGAACAAAGCGUCAGCAUUUCUGAAAGUGUGUCCCAUGAAAAAACUGCUCUAGCCAACGCAAUCCAAUGUUGAUCCAAUGUUGCAGAUUGCCACGAGUCAAUGUAGCUUGAAUUGACUAACAAUGACUCGUAUUGCACACUCAAGUGAGAGAGCCAUCGUCGCGACCAAGCAGGUUUAAAACUCCGGAGCUGCGACCACCUCAUUCCACCAUGAUGACGAAAUGAAAACACGUGAUUUUUGUCGCGUGGCGUAGCGUUUCCCGCUGCUGUCAUUAGGAGUGUAUACCCUGUAAAACCAUGACAAGCGGUUUGUUGAACGGCUCAUUCUGUUCAUGUUAAACUUACCGUGGUGUGCUCCUUUUUUUUAAUCAAACGCUCAGCAUUCCUUCUGCAUGUCUUACGCGUGGUUAUCAAACAGCUUGAACGUGCAAUUAUUGCUGACCAUUACCACCUUGGUAAAAGAACAUUUAUUCCUGGUUUCUGAAUCGAGAGUAACGAGUACCGUCGGUUUCAUCCUUCCUGCCUUCCUGAGGGCAGAAUGAAAUGCGCCGGAUUCGCGCCAAUAUAGAAUUUGAUAAAUCUUUCUCAUAGCCCCGAAGCUCGGGCAGUGACACUGCAGAAAUCAUGAAAGUCGAAUAUAGCCUUGCCUCUCCGUCGAACUAAGUUGCCAGUUUGUUCCACCUUCGUUGUUUGGCUCUACAUAGUGUAAUAUUUUAGGCAGUGUCUUAAGCUAGAUUAGACAGUGAGGCACGUCCAAAUUCCUCAGCACGCUUGGACGAAGCAUAAACAAUAAACUGUGUACUCUCGAAUCAUGCCCACAACGCUGAAAGCUUGAAGGCUGGCAAAAGUUUUCUGUGAAACUUAGAGUUUGCUAUGCUGGUCAAUUUAGUAUUCUUUGAUUUUUUUUUUCCUUUUGAACAGGCAGAGCAACACGCUGCCAGUGGGCCGGAAAGUCGCCGUCUUACAAAAUGCUAUUACGUCGUGCCACAUAGUCAAGCGUGAUAAAUUCUCAUCCGCUGAACCCGCACGUGAGAGAUGCCAAAAAUAUCUAAAAACCUGUGAGUGAAACGGUUGAUCACAUGCCUUUACGAACUUAGACUGGCUAUUCUCCAUGGUGUGUACGAAAGAAGGUACUCGCAUGCAUUCACGCUUGUAUCCCCGAAGUACCCCUUGUCGGUUUUUGCCAAUAACCUUUUCAGGAUUAAGAGCCAAUAAAUUUUGGUCCGAUGAGACAGUAGGACUUCUGGGCAUUAGGACUUUGUGCAUUCUUUAUUACGUCUUGUUUUUCUUGCUGUUUUUUUAUACUUGUGUAGUGUGGCACUUUUGGGUGGAAGGACUUCGUAUAUUCUUUAUUACGUCUUGUUUCUUGGGGGGGUCUUCUUCUUCUUUAUACUUGUGUAGUUAGUGAAAGCCCGUCCAGUAUGAAGGAGAACACCUUUAUUCAUUCAAGUAGGCAAAUAUAGAAGUUGAAAUCGCACUUCCUGGUACAUGAUUGGUAGUUCUCCUGUUUGGGUAUGUGCCUCAUGAUACACUUCUUGUUUCAUGGCAAACCAUUUUAUAAGAAAAUCAGGUGUUCCCUCUCAUAUUGGCCCACGCUGUAUGUAAACAGGCGACUAGAUGGCGCUUCCUUCGGACCACGUUGAAGUCCAAUUUCCUGUUUCGCCGGAAACCAAGCAGAGCCGAGACACCAUUAUACACGUAUAAUACUCGUGCGUUUUUUUGAAAUUUGUCAUCUUUAAUUGAGUGCUGCGGUCAUGUUCACAUUUUGAGAAACAUUCAGCACAGUGACUUGAGCGGGUUCAUUCGCGUUCACCUUUGUUCAUUUCUGAUUUUCGUAUUCUGUGUAUAAACACCAUCGAUCACACUGGCACACUAGAUCACUGUUUAAUUAUCCAAGGACAUAUAGCUGUGCACAGAUUACCUCGCGCAGUGAGCGUUUGUUCAUCCGUGAUGUGUGACUUCUUUUCCACUUAGGCGACGUGCAGAAGGAUGCUUCUGUAUAGACACAAUAUAGUUCUCGCUGUUGACACCGAUGCAGCUGCGAGGCGGCCCAUCAAACUUUUCGCAGUGCAUUGUUAUUUUUGUUUCGUUUCACUUCGUCCCUGCCAUAGCUUCCCGAGUGAUACUAGCGCUUAUAUGUUACACAAAACAACGUCGAAAACAUGGAUCAUUGCCGUGGCGCAGUGGCAACGUCGUUCCUCUGGACUCCCAAGUGUGUUCACUGACACUUAGAAACCACGAGACCAAAAAGGAGAAAAAAAAAACGUUUGUGGGACCCCCUUCACAUCUUUUUUCCUGCGGCCGUACAUUUCUAUCGCCGACCGCAAGUAGUCCAUAUGACCACCCCCGGCACACAAAAGAUGCUUAGAUUUGCCGGGAACUCGGCUCGGAGUCUGUACAGCUACAUAACAUGGUGUUUUAUUUUGUGUUUCUCUCUCGCUCUAUCUUAAACUUUCUCUUUGUCCCCCUUCUUUCAUGAAAGUGUCACGUGCUUUUAACGAUGUUGCAGUGUGUUUCUCAGCUUCCACAAUCCAGUGGCGAGUGGUGACCCUUGCCAAUUCCCAUGCUCCGCUGUUGUUGAGCUUCGGGCGCUGAACCCACUUGGAUGAGUGAUGAUGAAGAUGUUAUUGGUGAUGAGUUUGAGGUGUGCUGCUCUUCUUUUUUUUUCUUUUUUUGAGCGAAGCGUUCAGUGUUCAGUGUUGGAAAGCUGGGACUCUUCUUCAGUGCACCUCUAGCCCUCGCUCAGGGGUAGAUGUACCACGGGGUGGUUCACGCGCGAAUGUAUGACCUUUCGAUGACAUGUAUGUCAUGCCGCGAAGACAUUUAACAGAGCGAGAAAGAGAGAUGGGGAUAGAAAAAAAAAGAGAGAAGAUACAUCUGUCACACACCCUGCACGAUAUGUGGGUCCAUAGCUUUGUGUUUUGUUUUCCAUAGUGUUAUUUUUUUUUAUUUCGUUGCACCACCUCUGCAAAUGGUGAGGAUGGGCGAGACAACCUGUAAAUAAAAUGUUGAAAAGUAUAAGUUGACGCCGGUGCGGAAUUAAAAAGAGCUGAACCCUUGAAGAA
This is a messenger RNA of Dermacentor andersoni, 19987 nucleotides long. Its product is annotated as cGMP-inhibited 3',5'-cyclic phosphodiesterase 3A-like. Gene Ontology annotation, biological process: signal transduction. NCBI's taxonomy places the organism in Eukaryota, Metazoa, Arthropoda, Arachnida, Ixodida, Ixodidae. The record is from RefSeq and is a predicted model, not a curated record. Gene Ontology annotation, molecular function: 3',5'-cyclic-nucleotide phosphodiesterase activity.